Lethenteron reissneri (Far Eastern brook lamprey) is the source of this 3079-nucleotide messenger RNA. RefSeq names its product lysosomal associated membrane protein family member 5 (gene LAMP5). NCBI's taxonomy places the organism in Eukaryota, Metazoa, Chordata, Hyperoartia, Petromyzontiformes, Petromyzontidae. The record is from RefSeq and is a predicted model, not a curated record. Gene Ontology annotation, cellular component: lysosomal membrane; late endosome membrane; plasma membrane. Gene Ontology annotation, biological process: establishment of protein localization to organelle.
AGGGUUAAUACUCACACUCCGCCCCACGCCCCCAGCACGUCCAUGGCUUUGCCGGCAGACGCACUCAGCAGCUUUCAUCUGCUCGCCCGCUGAAGACGGCUUGCUUUCAGAUUUGCAACGAGUGCAAAAUAUAUAUAUACAUAUUUUUUUGUUCAUUUAUUUUCGUGUAAGAGAUUGCUGUGGGUUAGUGUGGGUUUUUUUUAUUUGAGAAAACAUGGCCGGGAAAGAAAUUGUACAAGGUAGCAGUCGUCUGCUGUUCGCACUCGGAGUGAACAUUCUCUCGUUCCUGGCUUGUGGAUCCGGAGCGGAGGAAACUGAGAAUUUGUCUGGGCUGGCUAAGAUACCCGGCAAGGACAUCUUUGCCGUGCGAGAAAACGAGACCACGUGCCUGAUGGUGGAAUUCGCCGCAAGGUUCCACAUCCCGUACGAUACCUGGGCGAGCAACUACGUGGAUCUGGUGACGGAGCAAGCCAGCGUGUCCAUGCCUGGGAACGCGCAGGUGAAGGGCCGCUGUGCACGGGGGGCCACCGCACAGCCCGAGAUAAUCAUAUCGUGGAGCGACGACUCCUACAUACUCAAGCUCUACUUUGACAAGGAGACCCGCAACGUCACAAAGAGACGGCAGCAGCAUUUCUGGAAAGUCAGCAAAAUUAAGUUCACCUAUGACACCUCCGACAGCGCGCACUUCAAAGACGCCGUCAACGUCGGCAAGUUCACCGCGAUCAGCAACCCACACAUGGCGCUAUUCCUGACGCCCAUGGGCCACUCGUACUCGUGCCUCACCACCGAGACGAUCUCGCUCAGCGCGCACGACCGACAGAAAGUGGUCGUGUUCAAGAUUUCCGAAGCCAAGAUGCAGCCCUACGAGAUCGCGGGCGACUUCCUCUACGGUCCAGAGAGUCAGUGCACGGUGGACCAGCGUGAGAGCCUCGAGGAGACCCUGCCGCUGGCUCUGGGGUUGGCCCUGGGCCUCAUCAUCGUCGUCAUCAUCGGCGUCUAUCACCUGCAGCACCGGCUCAGCGGCUCCGCUCAGCCGCAGCAAGAUCGCGCCAACUACAAGGAGAUGUGAGCCCCGCGGCGGCUCCUGUGGUGCGGAAAGACGCCGGCAUCCGUCGUAACGCCGACGUUGCAUUAUAGAGAGAGCUUAUAUGCUACGAACAACAACAACAACAACAAAAUGUGCUGCUCUUGCUGCUGCUGAAACACCGUUUUUCAUGGUUGCUAUGAUUACCACGCAAAAAAAUUUAUUCAGAAAAAAAAUUGUUAAAGUAUCCUGGUGAGGGCCAACUGCUGAACAGCGUUGAAUCCACUAUACAUUGUUUUUUUUUUCUUCUUGGUUCUUUCGGUAAAGUCACGUAGAAGGAAAAUAAUAAGAUAAUAAAAAUAAUAUUUUAUUAUGUUUUAUUUUUAUUAUUUUAUUAUUUUCCUUCUACGUGACUUUACCGAAAGAACCAAGAAGAUGAAUCCCUGCAGUCAUGAAAGCUUUAAAUCGAAAUAUACAUUGUGUAAUGUUUUUGGCUGCGAUUUGUUUAUUCUCGAGAGAAAGUGUGAGGAAAAAAUAGACGAAAGCCACUUGUUAGUCAAUUUCAAUACAACUGGAUCACGUGUACAAAAAUAUGAAUUGGUAAACUGAAACCCCAGUCUUAUCGUGUGGAAAUUAUGCGUCGUUUAUGCAUCUACGCGACUGGUUAACAUUCUCACACCUUGUCAUUUAGAAGUAAAGAAGAAAACUCUUCCGUUAGAGAUAUAGAUACAGUGCUAUCGCUUAGUUGAUAGGAAAGAAACGACAGUCUUAUUGGACACAAUGGCAUUGUAUAUAUAUAUUGGAGAUGCCCCCCCUUAUUUUUCAAAAUGCUCAUCUUACAAAAUCCAUUACAACCACUUGACAAAAAAUGCUAAUGUGGGAAUACUGUAUUAUCUGAUGCCACUGUUGUUCAAGAAAGAUUCCAUUCCACAGACCGUUAAUUCAUUUUUAUCUCAUCCGUGCAUUAAGAUGAACUCAUGAAUACAUUAAAUAUGGGAAUGCAACUGCCAUGAUUGUAAUACCGUUGAUAGUGAUUUCUUCGAAAUAAUACUGUAUGUAGUCAGUGUGCAAUUUGUUGUUGAUGCCUGAUUGUAAAGUGCUCCUAACUUAAAUGCAUUUGCGAUAUUUGCUUAAUAUGAACGUGGUUCCGUUAUCAUAUCACAUGUUUUCUACUUGCACAAAUAAUAUGCGAUUGAACUAUAUUGAAAUGUAGCUACGGAAUAAUGAAUCCGCUAGAUUACGAGCAAUGUGUGAGAAUAGUGAUCGUUGCUUCAGUGUUUUCAACUUGGAUGCGAAUAUGUGUGCGCCUAAGCCACUGAGACCAAAGCAAGUCCAUGCUGAUGGCUACAUUUCUUGUCGUACGGGAGUCUGGUGUUACAUGGUUUAUGUCAUUUCAAUUGGGCUAUUGUUAAUCGCUUAUGUUUUGAAUUGGUGAUGCUGAAAUGCAAAUAUUCAUUGCUGCCGUUGAACAUGUGUGUCUGAGUCGACAGAAAGUGUUGAAUAAAUGACGAAUCAUUGACAUCAUUACUUUACUUUUUUUAAAUCCAAUUAUAAAUGCCUUACGUAUGAAGGGCAAAUAAAUGAAUAUUGCUAUCGAACAUUUUGGACAUUUUUGUCAGGGCAACAAUACCAACGGAGUUCUACUGAAGGAACUCAGCAUAACACAGCAGGUAAUUACUUUUACGUAUAACACCUCAUGCGCAAAGCGAUUUCAGCAAUAUUAUUUUUGCAUAUAAAUAAGCGUCCCUUGCCUGUGGCAAGCCAUGAACAGUUUCAUUGCUGGCAAACUCGUCGUUGUUGUCGUUGUUGUUGUCAGCCUCUUGGUAGCUCUUAAUGAUCUCUCUCCGUCAUCACGUGGCAGUGCCGGUUAAUGGAGCGUCAAUCCAUCCCCAGUCUGAUGAAGACUGCAAUGUUCUGGAACUGAUCAUCAAGAGUGUCUAUUUCCCCAACACCACACCAGUCACGGCAUACUAAUGCAUCGCAACCCAGACGAUCUACUGUAAACGCCUCGGAGGAAAUUUUUCUUUUUACUGUAGCGUCAUGUCUUUUUUAAAA